Molecule: messenger RNA, 4891 nt
Organism: Ectocarpus sp. CCAP 1310/34
Lineage: Eukaryota; Phaeophyceae; Ectocarpales; Ectocarpaceae
Source: the annotation of a GenBank genome assembly
UGCGCACUACCGCAGCUCUUGGACUCUGGAGAAGUUUUAGGCCGUUGCCGCCUUGCUUCCUAGGUCCUCUUUCUCACCUCUAACAGGUCGAGUUCGGAGAGAGCUAUUGAGAAACAUCGCCGGUGGUGGUCGUCGCCCAUUUUACCGUUUCGGGCGGAGGCCAAGAGGCCAAGGGUGUCGCUUUCAUGGCUAGCCGGAGGCAGACUCGGCAGCACAGCCUGCGGAAGCAGUUCGUUCGAGAGCCCUCGGUGCUCGCGCACCACUCCGCCGUCCUGAUUUACGGCAUAUCUCCGAGGGAGAUCUUGCACAUGAACCAGGAUGGGCUUACCGAGCAAAACCUGAAGGAGCUGAAUGAUCUGGGAGGAGCGGACAAGCUGGCGAAGAUGCUUCGGAGCGACGUUACGCAGGGGCUUCCCAAUGGGGACAACCUGGAGGAAAGGGCCACGGAGUUCGGCCACAACUGGAUGCCUGUCCCCGAUCCGAAGACGUGGGUACAGCUCUUCAUCGACAGCUUCGACGACACCACGCUCAUAAUCUUGAUCGUAUCUGCCAUUGUCUCGCUCGCGGUCGGGUUCUACAGCGAUCCCAAGAGCGGCUGGAUCGAAGGGGUGGCGAUCCUGUGCGCGGUGCUGGUGGUGGCCGUGGUGACGGCAACGAACGACUACUCCAAGGACAAGCAGUUCAGGGCCCUCAACGCGGUGAAGGACGACGUGAAAGUUGUGCGCGCGGGCGAGAUCCGAGAAAUGUCCACCAGGCAGCUCCUCGUCGGAGAUGUGGUCCUGCUGGAGGCCGGAGACAAGAUUCCGGCGGACGGGGUGCUCACUCUGGGCGACGACGUGACGGUGAACGAGUCGUCACUCACGGGGGAGGCGGAGGAUGUGCGGAAGGGGGUGAAGAUAGGAGAGGGCGAGGACGCCUUCCUGCUCUCCGGGUGCACGCUCACGUCCGGGAGGGCGAGCAUGAUGGUGGUGGCCGUCGGCGCGGAGAGCCGCUGGGGAAGGAUCAAGGCUAAGCUGCAGGACGAGCCGAGCGACACGCCCCUUCAGGAGAAGCUGGACGCGAUGGCGGCGACGAUUGGAUACGUCGGCAUGGCAUGCGCGGCCGCCACGUUCGUGGCCACCAUGUGUGUCUACUUCACAACGCACAGGGUGGUCGAGAGCGCUCAGCUGGGGGAGCGCGUGGACACCCUGUUCGAGAACGUCCUCCACUCGUUCGUGCUGAGCGUCACCAUCGUCGUUGUGGCGGUGCCCGAAGGCUUGCCCCUCGCGGUGACCAUCUCGCUGGCCUACUCCACCUCCAAGAUGCUCAGGGACAACAACCUCAUCCGCGUUCUUGCGGCUUGCGAGACCAUGGGCAACGCCACCACCAUCUGCUCCGACAAGACCGGCACCCUGACGGAGAACCGCAUGACCGUCGUGGAGGGCUGGUUCGCCGGCGAGCACUCCGCGAACGGGUUCCCGAACGUGGCGGGCGUCGCCGCGGAUAGCAUCUGCGAGGGCAUCUCGGUGAACACCACCGCCAGGCUCACGAAGGAUGGCGAAGGUGCUACGGCGGUCGUGGGCAACAAGACGGAAGGCGCCCUGCUUGCGCUGGUGGGCAAGCUGGAGCAGAACUACUGGGAGCUGCGCGUGCAGAGGAUGAACCCCGGGCGGGGGGACCGGCUGUUCCCAUUCUCCAGCCACCGGAAGCGCAUGACGGCGCUCAUUCACGGCGGCGUCGGGGGAGACCCCGAUGGGCAGCGGGUGUACUCCAAGGGGGCGGCGGAGAUCGUGCUCGCAAGCUGCACGCACCAGACCACUGCGAGCGGCGAGGUCGUGCCAAUCACCCCCCGGGACCGCAAGGCCCUGGUGGAGCUGAUAGAGACUUACGGCGACAGCGCCCUCCGCGCGGUGGGGCUGGCUCACAGGGACAUGCCCACAACCGAAAUCUCGGCGAGGACCGAGAACCUCACGCCGGAGGACCUGGAGCACGACCUCGUGCUGGACGCCAUCGUGGGAAUCAAGGACCCCCUUAGGGAGGACGUCAAGUACGCCGUGAAGCAGUGCCAAGUAGCGGGCAUCAUGGUGCGCAUGGUCACUGGGGACAACAUCGCCACUGCUAAGGCGAUCGCGACGGAGUGCGGCAUCUUCGACCCUGGGUACGGCGUGGCUCUGGAGGGCCCGGCGUUCCGAAAGAUGACUCCCGCACAGCUCGACGACAUCCUCCCCAGGCUACAGGUGUUGGCACGAUCAUCGCCGGACGACAAGCACUUGCUGGUGACGAGGCUGAACGGAACCGCUCUCCCUCGGGACCGCUCGGAGUGGGAGGAGCUGCACCCGGAGCUGGACUGGAACGUCGACAGGGAUCGCACCCUGCCGGGGUACUGGGAUGAGUGGGUGGCUAGCCGGGCUGACGGGGGAGAGGUUGUGGGAGCUACCGGGGACGGCACGAACGACGCCCCCGCCCUCAAGACCGCCGACGUGGGCCUGAGCAUGGGCCUCAGCGGAACGGACGUGGCGAAGGACGCUUCCGACAUUGUGAUCAUGGACGACAGGUUUUCUUCGAUCGUGAAGGCCGUGCUGUGGGGCCGCUCGGUGUUCGACAACAUCCGAAAGUUCCUGCAGUUCCAGCUUACCGUCAACGUGGUGGCGUUGACGCUGACGUUCCUCAGCGCCGUGAGCGGCUACGAACCUCCCCUGAACGCCGUGAUGAUGCUCUGGGUCAACCUCAUCAUGGACACCAUGGGGGCCCUCGCCCUGGGCACAGAGCCUCCCACGCUGGCGCUGCUACGGCGAAGGCCCUACAAGCGAAACUCGUCCCUGAUUAACCGGAUCAUGUGGCGCCACAUCGCCGUGCAGGCUGUCUACCAGCUGGUCCUGCUCACGUGGCUGCUGCUGGCCGGAGCGGAGUUCUUCGGGGUGCCGGACGGUUCGCCGAAGCACUUUACCAUCGUGUUCAACGCCUUCGUAUUCUGUCAGAUAUUCAACGAGUUCAACGCGCGGUCCAUCACGAACGGCUGGAACAUCGUCAAAGGCCUGAAGAACCCCAUGUUCCUGGGCGUUAUCGUCUUCACCGUGCUGGCGCAGUUCCUCAUCGUGCAGGAGGGGGGCAGCUUCACGAGGACCGAGGACUUGAAUAGUGAAGAGUGGGCGACGACCAUUCUGAUGGGAGCGGCCGUGCUUCCCCUAGGAGUGGUUAUGCGUUUCCUACCCCCGUCCAUCGAGGGAGAGAGAAACUUCGCUGGAUACAAGCCCAGACACGGCACGAACGGCAAGACCAACGGGGCCCCCAAGGACAGCGCGGGGACUUUCCUCGCCGGCGCGCUGGUGUCGGUAGUGCUGCCGCUGGCCGGCAUCGCGUACUUCAUCGUCUUGAACCUCCAGCAGUUCGCGGAAGCGGUGUCGUCUGCUGCAGCCGCAGCCGCAGCCGCAGCCGGCUCGGUUGAGGCGGAUCUGUGAUAACUUGGACAUUUGGUCUGCUCCGCGCUAACGGUGUGGUUCUCUCGUCUAUGUCGCUCGGGUGUGUUAGUGGUGGACGGGGAGGAGGGGUUCCAAGUGACUUGGUGCGAGGCGUAGUGAUAAUGAUGGUUGUUUUGAUGGUCGUCUGGCUCUUGGCGGCAGGGUUCCGGGUCGAACUCUAGGCGCUACAGCUAGUGGUUACUGUCUCUUGUGAUGAUAAUAAAGGCUGAGGUCAAGCUUUGAAGUCGCGUUGCUUGUGCUUUUCUUUGUUUUUCUUUUGGCGCUGUAGACCAAGAGCGCGAACGGAUGGAGAGGGGUUGUGGCGGCUGCUGCGAUAGGAGAGGCACACGCUAGGGGAGGAUGAUGACGACGAGCUAGCUGCCCAGGAAUGACAAGCAGACGAGUCUCUUGUGUGACGCGGCCAGUGCCGACAGUAACUACCGGUAUUUACCAGGAACGCCUUUGAACUUGGCAGCUGUUCCGUGGAGGAGGAUGAGUUGCUUUACGUUUUCAUUCGCGGUCUACCCGCCCCGGAGGAAGAGCCGUGGGUACUCACAAGAGAACGUGAUGCCACAUACGUAUGUCAUAGCAACUCUUUCCCGUGGCUGGUUGUUAAGUCGCGCGGUUUUUCGAUCGGGAGGGGGUCUCUUUUGUUGUCGCUGAACGUGUCUUGUCCAUCCCUUGAGCGGUGGUCACUGUUGUUGUUGUUUUUUGCGUGGUUUGUCCCCCUUCCCCCACCCCCAAGCGCGCGCACUCGCGCUGGACUUGGAUCAUGGACAACCUUUGGCUGUGAAAGGAAAGGGACGAGCAGGAGAUAAGAGCAGCUUCCUUUCUUCGUGUGGUGACAAACUACAUGUAACGGAGGCAGGCAAUCGAGUUGGUUUUAUGUUGAGAGGGAUUUGGGAUUGACUGUGGGGACACGGAAGCGGCGUGACGAUAGGGAGUGGGGUGGGUGAGGUUUCUGCCGUGAGUUGUCAGGGAACCUAGCUAAGGUUUAGACACGCAGCAGAACAGGAGGGCCGUGUGGGUGGGGACGAAAGGACGACUGAUGUUGCUGAAGGCGGAAGGACGGACGCAAGGGUGCGUUUAAUCGCAGACACACGUGUGAAACACGGUUUAGUUUACAGCAGAGAAGGGAAGGAAGAAAGGAGUCAAGAAAUAGAUCACAUGGCUGCUUGCGAACAAAGUGAGAGCUGCGCGAAAGCUGUUACCCCAUCCAACCAAGUGUUCCUGUAGCUGUGCCCGUGCCCCUCUCUCAGACACAUCUUUUUGUGUAAGGAUCCUUGAAUGGAGAAGGGGAUUGAGAUACCAGCAACGUAUGUUGUGAUCGUUCCCUCUCUCGGCGCCUUGUAUAAUUUCGACUGUCUUCCUGCUUGUAGUCAUCAGGAUAACAGGUCCUCCGGUCAGCCCCUCCUCUCCCAGCACGCGACCAUUUUUUUUUUUCCCGACACAUU